CUUUUUUUGUAGAUUCACCUGAUAUUGCAAAGAGCAUUCCUGAUCAAACAAUUAAAGGUUCUGAAUCAAAUGAUUCUGCAAAGAGAGAAAGCAAGCACACUGGAACAGCGGGUACAGUACAGAGAAUAGGAAAACAAGAAGAGAAUAAAAUAAAAAAAAUAAGCUAAUUCAGAGACUUCAUCUUCAAGAGAACAACAAACUGAGAGCUGCAGAUGUUCUUCAGAUAACUGUACAUUCAUUACAAUCCCAUGAAUCUUGUGCUGAAGAGAAGCUAUUUCAGACUUUCCUACAAAAACUACUUAUGAUGGACUACAGAGCAAGAUACAUUAAUGAGACCAAUGGACAGCAUCACACACAACAAAAACAGACUGACUCAUCUAAAUUUGGUGGUGAUAUAUUCAAAGCAAUAUCUUUGUCUAACAAAGGAACAAGCCAAUCUGAGCGAAUUCACCCGAUGGAUGUUCAGAUGGCCGUGUUUCAUCAUGCUGAUGGUUUCCUGAAGCAGCUGAUGGUGACCAAACUGUCCCAGUGUCAGUACGCUCUGCCUCUGCUUGUUCCUGAUCCAUUCACACAACAGAUUGAGUUUCCUCUCUGGACAUUCAGACAAAUCAACAAGAGCUGGAAGAUGAGAAACACCAACAAUGAAAUCAUCAGUCAAACCCAGCCAAUCUACAAGGCAAAAACUCCCAUGGUGUCUUUCUUCAGGUUUGGCUCUGUGUCUUCAUCCAAGUCUCAGCUGAUGAACAGUCUGAUCAAUGAGAAACACAACACGUUCUUCCACAGGAACUGCCCAGGCAGCAGCAGAACCAGAGUCCUGAUGGAUGGAGUGGUGGAGAUCGCCUGGUUCUGCCCCUCUGGAAAAUAUGAUGAUAAAUUCACUGACUGUGUUGCUUUCUGUAAUCUACAUGGUGAUGCAGGAGACCAUGAGAAACAGCUGCAGAUCCUCACUGAAAUGGCAUCAGUCAAUGUUGUUCUUCUACCACAACUUGACAGGAAUGACAGAAGUGCAGACAUAAUUCAAAACCUGUAUAGGACAACUAAGCCACUGAUUUGUCUUUUUACUGAGGAUGAAUCUAGUGUCAUUCAGAUAGAGAAAGAGAAAUUCAAAAUUGGUCUGAAAUACAGAAAUCAGUCAGAUGUAUCUGAAGAACUCAGAAGAGCUAUAAAUGAUUGUCUCCCAAAAUCAUCUUCCACUUUUAGACUUGUAGAUGUGUCCAAACACUCAAAAGACAUCAAAGUAGAUGAGGAAGAUAAUGAUGACUGCAGGAGAGGAAGAGAAGCAGCACAGAAGAUGAUGAGUUUAAUAGAGGAGAAAGAUCUGACAAAAAUCAAAAUCAAAGAAUCAUUUCUGCCCUGUCAAGAAAAUCUAUGGCAUAAGUGGAGUCAGAAGAAUAAAGAACUACAUCAACCUCAAGGAGACGAACUAGAAAAGAAAAUAAGUGAAAAAAAAACAGAAAUGAUGGAAAUCCGUGAAAAACAGUAUAGCUCUGACAUCAGUGAGUUUAUGAAGCUCUUUAUUAAAGGAAUGGACUCACAUGCAAAACAUGAGAAGAUAUUUUUCCUUAAAUGGCUCAGAAUCCUUCUGGAUGAACAUACAUCAGCUGAUCUUUCUUCUUUACAUAACAAGUAUAAUGAAACAUGGAAAACAUUUAUAGAACUGAAAGACAACAGUGAUAAACCUGAACAACAUAAAGCUAAACAAGCAGAUCUUGAGAGUAUAUCUAAGCAACUUCAAGCUGCAGCCUUUGGUUUGGAGCACAUCAUGAGGGAGAUUGGUCAGAUUUAUGAAUCAUGUUCAUCUGUGAAAAAGAACAAGAAAGACCUGCAGAUUCACUUCUCUUCUCUCCCGAGUCUUGCAGCAGAGAUGAUGAUCUCUGGAUUUCCACUGGAGCUCAUGGAUGGAGAUGCUGCUCAUGUUCCUGUGAUCUGGAUCUCUGCUGUUCUAGAUCAACUCAUCCAGAAACUGGGAGACCAGAGAGUCUUUGUGCUGUCAGUUUUAGGGAUUCAGAGCUCUGGGAAAUCCACCAUGCUGAAUGCCAUGUUUGGACUCCAGUUUGCCGUCAGUGCUGGCAGGUGCACCAGAGGAGCUUUCAUGCAGCUGGUCAAAGUGUCAGAUGAAAUGAAAACACAGAUGAACUUUGAUUAUAUUCUGGUUGUUGAUACUGAGGGUCUUCGAUCUCUAGAACUGGCUGGAAGAUCAACAACACAUCAUGACAAUGAAUUGGCCACAUUUGUUGUAGGUCUUGGAAAUCUGACCUUGAUCAAUAUAUUUGGAGAAAACCCAUCUGAGAUGCAGGACAUUCUUCAGAUUGUUGUUCAGGCCUUCAUGAGAAUGAAGGAGGUCAGACUGAAUCCCAGCUGUGUGUUUGUGCAUCAGAACGUUUCAGAUGUCACAGCUGGAGAGAAAAAUAUGGAGGGAAGGAGACGACUACAGAAGACACUGGAUGAGAUGACAAAACUCGCUGCUAAAGAUGAAAUCUGUGAUGCACAAUGUUUCAGUGAUGUCAUUAGAUUUGACGUUCAGAAUGACGUGAAGUAUUUUGCUCAGCUUUGGGAGGGCAGCCCACCAAUGGCACCUCCAAACCCAAACUACUGUGAGAACAUUCAAGAACUAAAGAAAACGAUUAUGUCUCAUGCCUCAAAAUCACAUGGAAUAAUGCUGAAAGACUUAAAAAAACGUAUUAAAGAUCUCUGGGAGGCUUUACUGAAUGAACAAUUUGUCUUCAGUUUCAGGAAUUCUCUGGAGAUUUCAGCCUACAGGAAACUGGAGACCGAAUAUAGCAACUGGUCCUGGAGUCUUCGCAGUGCCAUGAUGGAAACUGAGAACAAACUAUACAACCUCAUAGAAAAUGAAACAAUUCACAAGGUUGAGGAAACUGAUCUUCAUAAACAACUGAAGGAAACAAGUGAAGAAGUGAAAAAAUUAAUGUCAGAAUUCUUUGAGAAAGACAAAGAUAAAGAUAUACUGAUUCAGUGGAAAACAUCAUUUGACAUUAAAAUCAAAGAGCUUCACAAAAACAUUGUAAAAGAAACAAAGAGGAAAUUAAAUGAGAUUCUUGACCAGAGAGACCUUAAGAAAAAGAUUGAUUCUGAGAGGACACAUCAUGAAAACACUCUUUAUGAAAAGAGCAAAGAACUUGCCUUAAAACUCAAAGGUAAAGCAAAAGAUAAAGAAACACUGAAAAAAGAGUUUGAUUUGUUUUGGGAACAGAGUGUGAAGAAGAUCAUCAGAGACACUCCUGCAAUCACAGACAUUGACAUAAUAGAAGACCUGAGAAAGAUCCUCAGUGACAUCUAUCAGGGACGUCUCCCUGUAGACCACUGGAAGGAGAGUGAGAAUAUUUUUCAUGUGCAAAGUUAUAAUGACUAUGUAAAGGUUAAAAAAACCUGUGGACUUACAGGAGCUUUAACAAAUGUCUACAGAUCAGCUAAAGGGAAGUUAGGUUACUUUCUGUCAAAAGACGAUGAAGCCCAAAUAAAAUCAUUAGUCACAGAUGUUGUUCAGCAGACAGACAAAAUUAUUCAGUCAUUUAACAUUUCAAAGAUGGGCUACAACAUCAGCUACAUUCAACAACUCACAGGUUACAUCAAGAAGACAUUAACAAAACAUGAGGAAGAACAAGUAAAAUAUGUGUUCAAAAAAGAAUUCUUCAUGGAUUUGGUUUAUUCCAUCUGUAAGAGAACAAACAAGAGGAUCACUGACCAACACAGAAUGUUCAGAGAAGCCAAUGAUCCUAUGAUAUAUGUUGAGAAGAAGAGAGAAGAGUACUAUAGUAUUUUCCAGAAACACUGUCAUGGAGCAACAUCAGCUGCCAUUUUUGGUGAGAUCAUCUGUCAGAAACUUAAAGAGCCCAUUGAGCAGAGUCUCUACAAGAAGACUGCCAGAGAUCUGGCAGGUGAAAUGAGAACAAACUGUGAAUCACUGAAUGGAAACAGAUUAAAUCUGGAGAAACACAUCCUGAAGAAACUGGCAGAACAGGAGGAUUUUGACAAAUACAUGAACUACAUUAAAAACCCCAGAGAUCAUUUCAAGAGUUUCAUCAGAGAUGAAGUCAGUAGGUACAUCACUGAUAAGUUCAUUGUCAGUGUUUUACCCAAGAUGAAGGAGAACAUUAAACUCCUGCAGCAGAAGAUCAUGGAAGCAGCACAUAAAUCUACUGAACAUGUUCAAGUGAUCAGAGGAGAUGUUGGUUUGUGGUUGAAGAGUUUCAAACAGCAGCUCUCAGGUGAGCUGAUCUUCUCUGAAAAAGACCUCAGUGGAGUGAAACAUGAUGAUUUUGAGGAUUUCAAUCUCCUAGAAGAUGCGAUAAGACAAGAACUUCCUGCUAUAAUGUCUGACAUCAGAUUCAACACAUUUGAUAAAAAACUGGACCUCACGUUCAGGCCAGAUGAGCUUCUGACUGAUCAUUUCUGUCAGUGCUGUUGGGUUCAGUGUCCGUUCUGUAAAGCCAUCUGCACCAACACCAUAGAAAACCAUAAUGGAGAUCACAGUGUUCCUUUCCACAGAGUGAAUGGAAUUAAUGGAUGGCAUAAAAUAAAAACAAAACAUCUUGUUUCUGAUUUUUGCACUACUUUAGUGACAAGUGAUAAAAUAUUUCAUGUAUCAGAAGAAAAGUUUCCUUAUAAAGAGUACAAAAAAGCAGGAGGAGUUUAUGCAGAGUGGAGCAUCACCCCUGACCUCUCUCAGCUACCAUACUGGAAGUGGUUUGUGUGCAGAUUCCAGAAAGAUCUGGAAAAUCGCUAUAAAAAAGAAUUCCUUGGCAGUGGAUCGAUCCCAGAUGAAUGGAAAAAAUACACAAAAGUGGAUGCUAUUGAGAGUUUGGAAAAAAGCUUUUUUUUAAAAUAUAAAUAAAGAUGCUAAAGCAUAAGGCCUAUCAUAGGCCUUAAUUCUUACUUUAAAAUGAAAUAUACAAAAACAACUUUAUAUUUCUUAACAACUACACAGUACCUCAACAUAAAUUAUAUUAUUUUUUUUUUAUAAUAAUGAUAGUAAUAAUAAUUAUAAUAACUGAUUGAAAUAAAAAUACAGAAAUGCUUGAAAGAUUGACUACAAAAUAAAACCAUUAGAAAUUCUUUGAAGACUGAUUAAAUAAAAAAUACAACAGAAAUGCUUCAACUGUUAAUGCUAAAUAAAUAAAUAAAUAAAACUGUGAAUUACGGGGAAAAACUUCAGCUUUAGCAUUUGAGAAUUUGGUGUGGC
Molecule: messenger RNA, 5200 nt
Organism: Labeo rohita (rohu)
Lineage: Eukaryota; Metazoa; Chordata; Actinopteri; Cypriniformes; Cyprinidae
Product: interferon-induced very large GTPase 1
Exons: 2
Coding region: 302-4852 (1516 amino acids)
Molecular function (GO): GTP binding
Source: RefSeq, a predicted model, not a curated record